Penaeus monodon (black tiger shrimp) is the source of this 2153-nucleotide messenger RNA. RefSeq lists its product as uncharacterized. NCBI's taxonomy places the organism in Eukaryota, Metazoa, Arthropoda, Malacostraca, Decapoda, Penaeidae. The record is from RefSeq and is a predicted model, not a curated record. Gene Ontology annotation, molecular function: GTP binding; GTPase activity.
GGACGAGGAGUUAAAACACCAACUUGCAGUUUACAGAACCACACGUGUUGGCGACUGAGCGAAUUUAUUGUUCAUUAACAAGCCGAGGAACGCGAGAGAACUUGAAGAACAGAAGAAAGGCAGAAACAACAGAGAACACUGCCAGCUAACCAGCGCGUGAAAAGUUUGAAGCAGGAGCGCCGCCGUGGCCAGAGCCCGAGGGAGGACCCGGCGCUGACACCCGCCGGCGGACGAUGACGGCGACGCCCCCGGCCGGCAGCGGUGGCAGCUAGGACGCGCCGCCCGCCAUGAUGACGGAGACGGAGCUGGUGGUCCCCCGCGCCCCGGAAACCUCAAAUCUCCGGCCCGAUGCCUCCUCGACGCCUGCACAGAAGGUCGCAGAGCCACUCGUAUCCCGGGACUUGCAAUUACUACCAGGACAUAGCCGGAGCGCCGCGGGUGUGUGUGAUGGACCCCGAGGGCGUCCCGAAGCAGGAGACUCGUGCGGGAGACUUCGUGGGGCCUCGUUUCCCCGCCGGGAGCCUCGGCCAGGCCCCGAGGGACAGCGACUGUGUGCUGUCCUACGUGCACACGAACGGCAGCAUCGCGUACCCUCAGCUCAAACACAGUUGUGAUACGAUGAACCCAAACGUCCGCAUAAACAUCGACGACGGCGACGCCUUCCCGACGGGCCCCCUGAGGAGCAGCGACAGCUGGGACUCCUUCAGCACGAGCCCCGGCAGCAGCGAGAACGGCGACUCCGUGUCCAGCAGCAGCCGCGGCGAGGAGUUCUCGGAGGACUCGGAGGGCGACGGCUUCGCGGACUGCGGCCACGACAACUUCCCCUUCUGCCACUGCCUCAACGAGAAGGCGGGGGGGCCGCCGGGGCUGCAGUGCGACCACGAGGAGUUCCCCUUCUGCGACUGCCUCGCCCGCGCCGCCGAGAGGAAGCACAAGAAGACGCUCGGCUACCGCCACCCGCGCGGCGAAGGGCGCCGGCGCCGAGGCUACAUCGGGCCGUCCUUGAGCGCCUUCAGGGACGCCGGCCUCGAGGUCUUCGACGAGACGGAGGAGUCCGACUUCCAGGAGUCCGAGACGGAGACGGGCACGCCGCAGGGACGGCACUCCGACGGCGAGACCGACACCGAGGGCGCAGGGGCGGAGUCCGAGGUCGAAGGAGCCGUAGGAUACAAUGGGAAAGAGUCGGACGAGGCCGCUGCGUCGGCAGGACUCCUCGCGCCGCCCGGGCAGCCGCUGCGACGCGCGUCCAUCGUCACGUGCGACAGCAGAAGGGCCUCCAUCGUGACGAGUCCGGACCCCGUCAAGAUCGCCGUGUUCGGGACCGACGGCGUCGGCAAGUCGGCUCUGAUCGUACGACUCCUGACCGGCCGCUUCAUCGGAGAGUACGACCCCACCAUGGAGGCCGUCUACAGCUACCAGUUCCCACUUGAGGGCUACGACCUGCCGCUUCAGGUCAUGGAUACGGCGGGUCAUGUGGACGUGGUGGAGGCGGGUCGCGAGGCGCAGGUCUCGUGGGGCGACGGCUUCAUGCUCGUGUUCUCCCUGACGUCGCACUCGUCCUUCGCCGCCCUCAGCCGCCUCCGCCGGGUCAUCCUCGAGCUGACCCCGGGGGCGCCUCGGCCGAUGGUCCUCGUGGGCAACAAGGCCGACCUGAGCCACGCCCGCGAGGUCAACCCUGACGAGAUCCGCGACCUGGUCGACUGCUGGGGCUGCGACUACUUCGAGGUGGCGGCGCCCGAGCCGUGGGACGUGGUGGUGCGGCCCUUCACGGCGCUCUACCAGGCCGUGCUCGAGAGCCGGGGGACCUAAGGGGCGUCGGGGGCCCUCAGGUCCUCGCAAGGGCGCCGCGGAACUGAUCCGCAGUUCGGGAGGCCACCGCAACAGGGCGCCCGCGGCUCGCCGGAAGAGAGAGAAGGCUCUUUCUCGAACUCUUGAGGGAUAAUUUUGAAAAUGAUUCGGCGUGGACGCGAACCGCUGUCAAGGACGGCGACUGGAAAAUUACCGAUGAAUUUGGCGGUGAUUUGAUGUGAAGUGACAUUGGUGGUUGUGUUACGAAACUGUAGGUCUCGAUAUUUCACUUACACACGGAACAGUAACUUCGAUUUCUUCCAUCUAACAAGUUCGUGAUACAACGCUGAUCCAGAGUUCUGCAG